Molecule: messenger RNA, 5404 nt
Organism: Anolis sagrei ordinatus
Lineage: Eukaryota; Metazoa; Chordata; Lepidosauria; Squamata; Anolidae
Gene: MANBA
Product: mannosidase beta
Biological process (GO): carbohydrate metabolic process; glycoprotein catabolic process
Molecular function (GO): beta-mannosidase activity
Source: RefSeq, a predicted model, not a curated record
AUUCUAAAUGCCCCGCCCUAAACUGCAAACCUCAGCACCUGGGAGUCACGUGACCCUUGGCAGUGAGCGGUGGCAAAAUGGCGGCGUAAACAAUUGAGUGUGAUGGAGGGAGCCCGGAGCGAAAAGAAGGCAGCCGUCCUGUGCGCAUGCGUGGAUCUAUCCAAUGAAGGCUCAGCUGGCUGCCUGACAGGGAAAACCAGGAAGCAGUUCUGUGGGAGUUUCUCCUUCUCCUCACGCUUCAAAUGGGACUUUGAUCUCACCUCCUCGAGGGCCAGGAUGCCGGGAAGGGUUCUCCCCGCUGAGGGGCGGCUUUGGCUGCUGCUCCUCUGCGUGGCCUUGCUGUGGAGGAGGGAUGGCAAGGCCUCCAGGAGCCCGCUGUGGGCGACCAGCUUGAGGGGAACUUGGCGACUGAGCAAUGCGAAUGGCUCGCUGGUGCUGAGAGGGGACGUCCCUGGUUGCGUCCACACGGCUCUGCUCCAGCAGGGGCUCAUCCAGGAUCCUUAUUACAGAUUUAAUGACUUGGCCUACACAUGGAUUGCUCUGGAUAACUGGACAUACAGCAUAAUGUUCAAAAGUCCUUUUGACAUCAGCAUGUGGCAAAAAGUGAGUUUGGUCUUUGAGGGACUGGAUACUAUAGCAGAGGUUUUGGUCAAUAAUGUCACUGUUGGGAAGACGGACAACAUGUUCAACCAAUAUAGGUUUGAUAUUACUGAUGUCAUCAAGGAGAUUAAUGCAGUUCAAGUUCAGUUUUUGUCCGCUGUUUGGUAUGCUGCACAGCAGAGUAAAACUCACAAAGCAUACCAGGUACCUCCUGAAUGCCCUCCACCUGUACAGAAAGGGCAGUGUCACGUUAAUUUCAUCAGAAAGGAGCAGUGUUCUUUUAGCUGGGACUGGGGUCCUUCUUUCCCCACUCAGGGAAUUUGGAAAGAUGUUAGAAUUGAAGCAUAUAAUCUUUGCCAUCUGACCUAUUUUUCUGUGAUUCCUCACUAUGAGCAAAAUACUCAGCAGUGGAGUCUUGAAAUAGAGUCAGAUUUUGAUGUCGUCAGCUCAAAGCCUGUUUCUGGUCUCGUGACAGUGAGUAUUCCUGAGCUGCAGACACAGCAAACAUUCACCGUGGAGCUUCGUCCUGGGGAAGGCCACAUUGUGCUGCCUGUAAACAUAAGUAAGAAUGUGACUGUGGAAACUUGGUGGCCCAGAGGACAUGGAAACCAGACGGGAUACAACAUGACAGCAGUGUUUAACAUGGAGGGUGAUUAUGAGAUUAAGACGUUUUCAAAGGUUUAUUUCCGAACAGUAGAACUGAUAGAGGAGCCCAUUCCUGGGUCGCCAGGUUUGAGUUUUUAUUUCAGAAUCAACGGACUUCCAGUUUUUGUGAAGGGAUCCAACUGGAUUCCAGCAGAUUCCUUUCAAGACAGAGUGACACCUGGCAUGUUAAGGCUCCUCUUGCAGUCUACAACUGAUGCCAACAUGAAUAUGCUUCGUGUUUGGGGAGGAGGUAUAUAUGAGCAAGAUGAGUUCUAUGAUAUCUGUGAUGAACUGGGAAUUAUGAUUUGGCAGGACUUCAUGUUUGCUUGUGCCCUUUACCCAACUGACCAGAGUUAUUUAGACUCAGUAAGAUCUGAAAUUACUCACCAGAUGAAGCGGCUAAAAUCUCACCCAUCUAUUAUUGUGUGGAGCGGGAACAAUGAAAACGAAGCGGCUAUUGCAGCCAACUGGUUCUCCAUUCCACGUGCAAAAAUGAGCAUUUAUGUGAAGGAUUAUGUCACACUUUAUGUGAAGAAUAUCCGAGAAAUUGUUCUCGCCGAGGAUAAGAGUCGCCCUUUUCUUCCCUCAAGUCCUACUAAUGGCGUAGAGUCAGUUAAGGAAGGCUGGCUGGCCCAUAAUCCAUAUGACACCCAUUUCGGGGAUGUUCAUUACUACAACUACCAGAGUGACUGCUGGAAUUGGACCACAUUCCCCAGGGCACGGUUUGCCUCCGAGUAUGGUUUCCAGUCUUGGCCCUCCUUCAGCACCUUGGUACAGGUUUCGUUGGAGGAGGACUGGUCCUAUGAGAGCAAUUUCUCUCGGCAUCGACAGCAUCAUGCAGAGGGCAAUGAGCAAAUGCUUCUGCAGGCGGGCCUUCAUUUUAAGCUUCCUCAGGAAACAGACCCCAUCAAGAACUUCAAACAUACAAUUUACCUCACUCAGAUUAUGCAGGCACAGUGCAUAAAAUCCCAAACAGAGUUCUAUCGUCGUAGCCAAAGUGAAAUUGUCAAUGGUGAGGGACGGACCAUGGGUGCGCUGUAUUGGCAACUCAGUGAUAUCUGGCAAGGCCCUUCCUGGUCUUCUCUGGAAUAUGGCGGCAAGUGGAAAAUGCUCCAUUAUUUUGCCCAGCAUUUCUUCGCCCCUUUAUUGCCUGUGGCACAGGAAGAUGAAGAAGUCCUCUACAUAUAUGGUGUCUCGGAUCUUCACUCGGAUCACAAGGUGACCCUCAGAAUCAUUCUGUAUGAUUGGAGUGGGAUGGAGCCCAUAUGUACCUUGGCUAAAGAAGGUGUGGUUGUUAAGGCCAGGAGUGCUGUGCCCAUCUAUAAAGAGCCAAUCAAUGAGCUUCUGAAAAGAUGUGGAAAUUGUACCAGGAAAAGCUGCGUUGUCACCUUUUCCCUUGAGGGCCGAGACCAGCUCUGCAGUCCAAGAAAUCACUACUUUUUGUCCUCCCCGAAGGAUGCAGUAGGAUUAAAGAGUCCACAGUUUCAUGUUUCCAUUUCCCAAGAAGGAGAUCACUUCCAUCUUCUCCUCGAGGCAACAGCAAUUGCUCCCUUUGUUUGGUUGGAUGCCGGGAACAUCCGAGGGCGAUUCAGCGACAACGGUUUCCUUCUCACAGAGAAGCAAAAAGUCAUAUUGUUUUAUCCCUGGGAGACCAUUAGUGCCAAGGAGCUGGAAAAGUCACUCAGCUUAACAUCACUGACAGACAUUUCCUGAGGAACCUUUGCAGCAGCAGAAAGGAAGACCAUUAGAAACAGGAAGCUUUUGCAGGAAUCUAAUUCAGCAUCAAUAGAUGCAUGAAACAGGACCAUUAAGCAUUGUUCUUAAGGCAGCACCUUGCCCACGUGGGAUCCCUCUCUUCAGUGAGAUGAAGCCAGGAAUAGAUCUAUACAUCUUUAAAGUGAGUCUGUUUUUGCAUCAGAUGAACGCGUAUGCUAAGAGAGCUUUAUGAGAACAGUGAAAUGAAGCAUAUCGAGAGCUUUGGGGAUCUAUUGUUUCCAUUUUUCAACAUGCCAGAACCAAAAUGCAUAUUUUUGAUGGCUAUACUGCUGCUGAAACAAACCAGGAGUUUGAAUUAAUGCACACACAGGCAGUGUCCAAAUUACAGGGCAGCAAAAGGGGAGCAGCUCUCCCCGCUUACUUUUUGAGCUCCCCAACCUUAAUGCGUUUUCAAAAGUCCAUAGAGGGAGGCACAGUUUGGCUGCAUCUGGGAAUUUCAACCGUGGAUGUAGAUUUAAUUAAGAGACCUGCCUUAUAUUUGGAACACCGCCCCUUCUGCCUGUGUGGAGUAGUGAAAUUCGUAACACAGAAAAAUUGUAUAAGGGUUACAGAACUCCAGGUACAUGUAAUACUUUAUAGAUUGGGCCUGGUGUGUAUGCAUCAAAAGAGGACAAGAAAGUGCUCAGCAUUCAAGUGGUGAUAGUUAUAAAAAAGAGUGUGUUGCUUUUUAAUAAGUCAACAAAAUCAUUAAAAGAAAAGCUUUCAAAUCAGAGUCAAGUUACCUUCUAAAUCUGGCAUGUUAAAACAUUGUUUAGAACAGUAGUUCCCAACGGUUUUUUGACCAGGGACCACUCUCCAACAUUAGUACCAAAAGGUUUAUGAAUUAGUUGUUGGUCAACUUUUGAUUCAAUUUGGUUAUUUGGGGUGCUGAUUCAGAAAAUUGCAUUGGAAAGACCACAUUGGCUCUAGUGGUUGAUACAUAACAUAUGCCAUCCAAUAGUUGCCACCUGCUUGGCCACAGAAAACCAUAUUUAAUCAUCUAGAGCUGAUGUGGUCUAUCCAAUGAAAUUUUCUGAAUCAGUACCCCAAAUAACCCCUGGAACAGGCCUAAAAACGAUAACACCAAGGUGCUUCUGCUUCUAGGCACCACAUGGAACGGCUCCGCUCAGGGGGAGGGAGGAGGAGGAGAAACAGGAGUCAGGAGGCUUGUUGUCGUGCCUUUCGUGGGUAGUCACUCUCUCGCCUGUCAACAUCUCCAUUGCCUUGGCACCAUAAGAGGGUCUCAUGAGACCAGUUGCUCUUGUUGCAACAGUGUAUUAACGGUGAGGACUGGGACCAUAUUUUAGUUCUUGUGGACCACUGGUGGUCCACAGACCACAGAUUGGGAACAAUUGGUUUAGAAGAUAGAUAUUGAAAGACUGGGGAAAGAGAGGGAAAUAUGACAUUGGGAGUAUCUCCUCUUACUGGCCCACUUCCAUCUCUCUCUCCCCUUUUAAACAAUGCCUUAAGGUCCCAAAAAUGUGUACAAUCCUGCCUGUGGUUUCCUUGCCAAUCUAAAACAGUGCCUAGCUGAAGGCCAAGGUAGCUAUCCAAUGGAAUCUGUAUCCUUAGAAAGAUUAACCCCUUUCCCUUUUUCUAAAAUGGGUUUUUUCCAGAGACAUCUGCCAUAGCAGUAACACUUGCAAAUGUAAGCCCUGUGGCCGAGAUCCUGCAUCAGGAGACAGAGCUAUGAUGAUAUAGCCAUGUUUCUGUAGCUACAUCCUCCAAUGAUUAACCCAUCAGCAGUCUGCUCUUCAGCACCUUAACAUUUUCUUUUUUUGGGGAGGGGCAGGGCCACAUGGCUGAAAAGGCAGGUUUUGGGGAACACUUUUUUAUUUUUGGGAUCAUGCAACAACUCUAAAAGUGAAUUAGUAUAAUUACCAUGAAAUAUGUCAGGCAUACAUUACUGCCAAUGAUGAAUGUCUAUUAAAUGACCAAACACAACAUGCAUGCUAAAUGAAGGGCCUCUUGAUGAGGAAAAUCAUCAAGGUAUCUUCCACUACUUGAAGCACGUCAGCCAAAAGGCGCGAAAUGCUUAGCCUAGUUGGACUUUGACUCACAAACAGAAAUAGGUUUGUUUCUCAUUAUUUCAAAUUAUAUCCUUUUAGAAAAGCGAUACUGCAAAUAACCUCUAUCAUUUUUAGUUGUGAUCUGAAAAAAAUUAUGCAAGAAUGUAGCUUGUCCUUUUGUUUUUCUCAGGUGUCCUGGCAAAGGGGAAAUACCUCAUGGUGUUGUUGGUUUACUUUUGUCUUUAGAACGAUAUUUGUUACAUUCUAAUGGGAGCAAUUAUUGGAAAGUUUUGAUGUCACAUAUGUUUCAGAAAAGAAAAAAGAAACACUGGAAAUCAUCUCCAUUUUGUAUUUUAUUAUAAAAGUAAAAUAAAAAAGCAAGCAUUGAAAAGGCA